This is a messenger RNA of Salvia hispanica, 569 nucleotides long. RefSeq lists its product as uncharacterized. The record is from RefSeq and is a predicted model, not a curated record. NCBI's taxonomy places the organism in Eukaryota, Viridiplantae, Streptophyta, Magnoliopsida, Lamiales, Lamiaceae. Gene Ontology annotation, cellular component: nucleus. Gene Ontology annotation, biological process: gravitropism.
UCAUUUUCCUAAUAAACCAACCAUACAACAUCACACAACAUUCCUCCUUCUCUCCACAUGGAAGGAAGCCACCAAGAGAUGCAGCUCUUCUCCUCCUCUUCUCCCGAUCACAAUCCGCCCCCGCUCGACCUCCAGCUAUCCAUAAGCCUGAACAAGCCGGAGAUGAGGAAGAUGCGGAAGGCCGCGGGCGUGGAGGCUCUCAAGUGGCAGGCGGCAGAGCAGAUUCGGCUCGCAGCCAUGGAGAAGGCCUACGCGGAGCGCGUGAGGGAGCUGACGAGGCGGGAGAUGGAGAUGGCACAGUCGGAAUUCGCACGCGCACGCGCCAUGUGGGAGAGGGCACGAGAGGAGGUGCAGAGAGCCGAGAGGAUCAAGGAGAGGAUGGAUUCCCUCUCUGCCACCUGCCACUCCUGCAGACACAACUCCUUUACACCUUAAAAUCUGCUAACUAGGUUUAAUUUUCGUUGCUGUAAUCAAUUCCAGCACAUGUACUAUCAAGAAAAUAAUAAUAAUAUCAGUUUUUCAUGUGCAAAAAUAAAGCUCCAUGAUUGAUUAUGUACUACAUUUUCUUA